AUGCUGGAAUCCAGUGGUUCAUGUAUCAUAACAGACAUCAAAAGCGGUAUUUGGAUUGCAGGUACAAUGCAAACAUUGGACGCUAGGCACCUUGAGCUGUUCCUGAACGAAGGAUACAAAGAUGGAAGCUGGGAAUACAAUCUAAUUGGAUCUCAUAAGUUACAGAAAGACACAAAAGCAGCUUGUGGAGCCAUAUUUGAUCUCAAAAACCUUAAAGCAUCUUCAUCCUCAGGUAUUCUCAACCUCAAGUCAUGGAGCGAAGAGCCAGAUGAUUCCCAACCCAAAGCAGUCAUCGUACCUCACGCAGUAGCUGUUCACACAAGAUUCCAAGAAAACGAAGGAAUCCUUGUGAAGUAUCACGCGAUGAAACCAGGAACCGAUGGUGACAAUGUUUCCAUCAGAAUCUCCUAUCAGCUGCGUUUCAGAGAUAAUGACCCCAUCCCUGAACAGCGUAAAGAGAGGAAGAGGUGGACUCCAGAAGAUGACAAACUGCUCAUAAGCGCUUGGUUGAAUACAAGCAAAGAUCCUAUCACCGCGAAUGAGCAGCGAAUGGGCACCUUCUGGGAACGAAUUUCCAACUACAUUGCUCUCCAUUGUAAGGCUUCUGGUUUGGGUACGAGAGAACCAACUCACUGCAAGCAAAACUGGCAUAAGCUCCACAGUGAAGUCAAUAAGUUCUGUGGAUCAUAUGAGGCUGCAACAAGAGGGAAAUCAAGUGGUCAGAGUGAAGAUGAUGUCCUUAAAGUGGCUCACGAGCUCUUCUUCAGCGACUACAAGAGCAAAUUCAAUCUAGACCACGCAUGGAGGCUUCUGCGCUAUGACCAGAAAUGGUUAACGCUUUGCUCAACAAAAACUGAUGGACCGAGUAAAAGAAGAAAGUGUGAUGAUCGUUCCCAACCAGAAGCUUCUCACAGCUUCACCAAUGCUGAAGAACAAGCCACACAACGCCCAGGCGGAGUCAAGGCAGCAAAAAACAGAAGGAAAAAGAAAGCAGAAGAAGGCAAUGGUGUGGUGGACUUUGAAAAGCUUGAAAGCGCUUUCGUUAUGAGAGAGAGAUCCUCGAAGAUGGCUAUGCUAGAGAGUCUCCUUGCAAAGAAAGAAACUCUUUCUGAGAUUGACGAAACCAUAAAGCAGAAGCUUGCUUCAGAAUUGUUUAUGUGA
Microthlaspi erraticum is the source of this 1161-nucleotide messenger RNA. The record is from the annotation of a GenBank genome assembly. NCBI's taxonomy places the organism in Eukaryota, Viridiplantae, Streptophyta, Magnoliopsida, Brassicales, Brassicaceae.